GAGAGAGACACACACACAGAGAGAGAGAGAGAGAGAGAGAGAGAGAGCGAGGGAGAGCAAGAGAAAAGUUAGCUGAGCUCGGAGCUCUCACAAAUCACUUUGUCACCAGCAAGCUCUGACAAGCACCAGGAGAGAGGGAGCGUUCAGGGAGAAAGGGAGGGAGACAGCGAGUUAAAUAGAGGUACGAAGAGGGAAUUGUGUCAGAAGAGACUGAGAAGGGGCAAAAACGAGGUGGAUGGAUGGAUAGAGGGAAGAGAGGACAUAGACUCGACUUCAUUCUGAUUCCUGAAUCAGCCUGAGCUAAGGACUGUUGCUCCUGCUACUGCUGCUGUUUCUGCUGAUGUGUCUGGAUGCUACACUCAUUUAAAGAGAAGGUGUGUCCAACUUUUUGUUACAUGGGGGGGGGACAGUGUUUGACAUAAGGAGCAUUUAGCUGGGAUUAUAUCUUCUGACAGCAUCCCCCUUGAGCUGUUUUUUUUGUUGUCGUCUCAGGCCGGAUACAAAGAGAGCACACACUUUCAUUUUAUUGUGUUUUAAGGGUGAUGCUGAUUCAGGGGAAAAAAAAGAGCUUGUAAGUGUUGAAAGCUAUUUUUUUUCAUGAGCUGCAGCUGUACACAGAUCACAUGCUGUUAUUGCAAAAAGAGGUAGUCAGAGUGAAGAGCGUUACAAGUUAAUCAGAUGUUUUCCUGUAGUGACAUAUCUUAAUCACUCACUGCAUAGAGUUGUUACUGGUGUACAAUAAGAGAGGUUUGAAUACUUUCUGUGAUUGGACAGAGGACAUUUGAUUAGAGCUGGGGGCGACUCAAAGCUCCUGAGAGUUUUUAUCUUUAAAGAAAGCCGGAGGUCAUCUGAUCAAAACUUCAAAAAACAGAGAAAUAGGAAGGCCAUUUUGUUCCACUUAGCAGUCAGGACUUAUCAUCGCAAUUUUCCUCCUCCUUAGAGACACCGGGACACACUAAGGGCUAUUUGACACAACAUCCAUGUACAGAACAGUCCUGGACGAUUAGUCAGGAGACCUGGUUGGUGAAGACGGACAGAAAGUGAAGUCGGCUGAAAAGCCUUUGGAAUCAAAUAUUAAGUAAGGCGACUCUGCCAACACUGCUCUUCAUUCAGCCUCAAAGUGUUACACACACAUUUGACCGGCUGUUCUCUGGGCGGCAAGUAAAGAGAGACUGCCUAGUGAGCAAUACAGCUGACACGUGGAGGCAGAUAUAUACAUGCUUGAAGUGGGACGGGGUAUGAUUUAAUAUUGUGUGUGGAGGCUUGAAAACCAUAUCAACCCCAGUUUGCUCUGUGGGUACAGAACCAGUUCUUCUGACUAUUUGAGGGUUGUUAGAUUGUUUUGUUUUUUUUGCUGUCGGAUGCUGUUGAGGUCUCCUGAGGGCGCUGUGUGUGUGUGUGUGUGUGUGUGUGUGUACAUGUUUAGCUGGGCUCUAUUAGCUUUUGACAGCUCCACUCUGGACUCACAUCAGCCUCUGAGACGUCAUUGUGUUGCCUGUGUUUGUUGAGUCAGAGGCUGGCUCAUCACUCCCUGUCUGUCUGUCUGUCUGUCUGUCUGUCUACUGGGAUUCUCUCCACCUGCUUCACUGCACAAGAGGACACAAGUGUUAGGUGCUUUUCCGCAGCAGCAGCAGCAGCAGCAGCAGCGACAGCGGUGGCACCAGCAGUCGGGACUCUCCACACUACUCGUAUUGUUCUGCUGUGUGUAAACACCUUGCGUCAGCGACACCUCUCCACUGAGUGAUUCACAGCUCACUGAGCAUCCCCUGUCCCGGGCAGGCAGUGAGAGAAAGGUGAGGGGAGGAAUUUUCUAAGAACCAGAGUGUCAAAGAGCUUUCAAACGGGUCAGGUUGGCAACCAUGAAGCUGGCACUCCUGAUGCUGAUGGCGGUGUACACAGUGGGCAACGUAAGCGGCAUGUCUACAUGUAAGACACUGGACCUGGAGAUGGUGAAGAAAAAGCGCAUCGAGGCCAUCAGGAGCCAGAUACUCAGCAAACUGCGCUUGCCCAAAGAGCCCGAGUCGGAUCAGGCCGGAGAUGAUGAGGAAAUACCCAACACCCUGCUGUCGCUCUACAACAGCACCGAAGAGAUCCUGAGGGAGCAGCGGACCGCGGUCCAGACUGACAUCUCCACUGAACAGGAGGAGGAGGAGUACUUCGCCAAGGUGGUGCACAAGUUCAACAUGACAGGUACAAACGGUACAAAGAUCGGCCAGAAGUCCAAAAACAUCCCAAUGUUCUUCGACAUCUCUGAGAUUCGGAAGAGUGUGGGGGAUUACCGCCUGCUGACCAACGCGGAGCUACGGAUGCUAAUCAAGCAAACAAACAUAGCCGAGGAACAGCGAGUGGAGUUGUACAAGGGCCUGGGGACCUCGGCCCGCUAUCUGGCUUCCCGUUUCGUCACCAACAACUUGAGAGACAAAUGGCUGUCCUUCGAUGUCACAGAGACCCUGCAGGAGUGGCUUAAAGGAACAGAAGACGAACAUGGUUUUCAAGUCCGGCUGUUCUGUGAAUGCAGCCAGGCGAGCAGCGACAUCGGCUUCAGUUUUGAAAUUUCUGGGAUUGGGAAAGAAAGGGGAGACAAGGCGUUGUUGAAUGAGAUGACGCAGCAACCGCCCUACAUCUUUACCAUGUCCAUCCCUCAAAACACGAGCAGCCACCUCACCUCCCGAAAAAAACGCUCCACAGACACGAAGGACACCUGUACAGCCCAGACAGAGACAUGCUGCGUGAGGAGCUUGUACAUCGACUUCAGAAAAGAUCUGGGUUGGAAGUGGAUACAUAAGCCAACAGGCUAUCUCGCUAACUACUGCAUGGGGUCCUGCACCUACAUAUGGAAUGCUGAAAACAAAUAUUCUCAGAUUUUGGCCUUGUAUAAGCAUCACAACCCAGGAGCCUCUGCCCAGCCCUGCUGUGUUCCUCAGGCACUGGAGCCACUGUCAAUCAUCUACUACGUGGGCAGGCAACACAAGAUGGAGCAGCUGUCCAAUAUGAUUGUGAAGUCCUGCAAGUGUAGCUAAACAUGCAAGGCACAUUGCUCUGCCUCCCCUCGAGCAUACACAGACAUGGACAAGUUGUGUUUGGGACCACAGAGGGGAGCGAAGUGGCAGAGAUUAAGAGGAUGACGAUAAUGUGGACAAGGGCAACAAGGCGUUUCAAGUCAACAGGAUCUUGGUGGCCCAUCUUUCCUCUUGCAACUCUGCCGUCAACACGACGAAAGCACAUCAACACAUGAACUUCUUUAUAUAGAUAUUGUAGAUCAUAUUUUGUACAUAUUUUUUUCCCACGCAGUCGUAAAUAUAUCUGUCUUUAAAUGAAUUUAUUUAUUUAGUGGAGGGACAGAUCUGUAAAGAAAUGGUAAAAAAAACAAAAAAGUGUCCGUUUGACAUGGAAAAUAAUUAAAAUGAUUUAUCAUGUGGACAAAGAAAUGCCAAAGGACUUGAGGACCAAAAUGACCUAGACGGAAAAUGUUUUUUUUCCUACAGAGGAUGAUGGUCAAAGGCAUUUCUAUUUGCCAUAUCAUCUUCCUGGAGAGGUCAUAGUUAAAGGUGCUAAGUGGUUGUUGGGGUUUUCCGCGAAGAUAAUGCCACAGGUGUGUUUGGAGAGAGUAACGACAGCAUGCAGACGACCGCAUAAGGGACAGUCCGACCCGGGGGGGUUCCCUUUGAGCAACGUUUCAAAGGGAACCGUCCAUCAGUUUGACUUUGUUUGUUUUUCAACCCAUGUGAUUUAUACAACGCUUUUUGUCCAUUUGUUUGUGUUCAUAGCUGAAUGCCUGCUUGUCCUUAUGAAACUGCCCGUGCUGCCAAAGCCAUGAGUAAUAUCAGUGUUUGUAAGAGUGAUGACACCAUGUUUUUUUCCUGCUCAGGAUUUACAGCCAGCCUGUUGUCUCUAUGUGCUGAGGGGUCAGGGGAUGUGGUUGUGGUGUUAGUUUAAGGGAAGCCAUUCAGACUCAAUACACACAUUUCAUGUUUUUUUUCCUGUUAUUUGCCAUUCAGACUCAAUACACACAUUUCAUGUUUUUUUCCUGUUAUUUGCCGUAGUAAAGUAGGGACGAUUUAUUGCCUUUUAUUCCAGGACAAGUUUUUACUUUCAACUGAAGUGUGUUGCCUUUUGCACAACUCAAUAAAUAAGUUCAGCUUCUGUUAUUUGUUUUACAGUAGGACCACAACCAUACUCAUUUUGUCAGUUUAUCAUAUUUUAAAGGUGCACUUAGUUGUUUUGUUUUUUUUAUUUUAUUUGCUUUUGUAGAUAUUUAAAAAAAAUCUGAAAUAAACAUUGAUGUUAAAUUAU
Molecule: messenger RNA, 4293 nt
Organism: Labrus mixtus (cuckoo wrasse)
Lineage: Eukaryota; Metazoa; Chordata; Actinopteri; Labriformes; Labridae
Gene: tgfb1a
Product: transforming growth factor, beta 1a
Exons: 6
Coding region: 1860-3020 (386 amino acids)
Biological process (GO): SMAD protein signal transduction; BMP signaling pathway; transforming growth factor beta receptor signaling pathway
Cellular component (GO): extracellular region
Molecular function (GO): growth factor activity; cytokine activity; type III transforming growth factor beta receptor binding
Source: RefSeq, a predicted model, not a curated record